Messenger RNA from Drosophila bipectinata, 6148 nucleotides. RefSeq lists its product as uncharacterized. Gene Ontology annotation, biological process: mitotic cell cycle; microtubule-based movement. The record is from RefSeq and is a predicted model, not a curated record. Gene Ontology annotation, cellular component: microtubule. NCBI's taxonomy places the organism in Eukaryota, Metazoa, Arthropoda, Insecta, Diptera, Drosophilidae. Gene Ontology annotation, molecular function: microtubule motor activity; microtubule binding; ATP binding.
CAGCUAAGGAGGCGGGUGUUUUUUCAAAUUCAAGUCUGAAUGGCAAUGGAGAUUUAAAAUUUAUUAUUAUUCUAACGCGCCAACUGAAAGGUCGUGUUGUGAUUUUCGAAAUUUAUUUGUACCGCAUUUUUGAAUUAUUUUUUGUGGCGGCUUUUUUGUGUAUUCUUUGAAGGCCCUUAAUUUUAUAUAGUAAUUUUAAACAAUGUCAACGAAGACAUCUCGCCGAAUUCGAGUGGGCGUUAGAGUGUGUCCGUGCGAACAAGGUCACUCCCAUCUGUGGAGGGUGAUUGAUAAGCAAAGCAUACAAGGAAGAGGAAGCCAGAAUGAGACCCAGGUCUUUGACCAUGCUUUCGACGAGAGAGCCACUAACCAGGAGGUGUUCGACAAGAUGGCCCAGAGCAUAGUCGGAUCCUUCAUGAGGGGAAUGAACGGGACUAUUUUUGCUUACGGCCAGAAUGCGUCUGGAAAAACAUAUACCAUGGAGGGUGACACACUAAAUCCGGGAGUGAUGGCGCUGGCCGCCAAGGAGAUCUUCCAGCAGAUACUUCAGCAGAUGGAUCGAAUAAUUCUGCUUCGCGUUGGCUACUUCGAAAUUUAUAACGACAAGAUGUUUGACUUACUGGAUAAGACAAAAGACGUUAAGAUUCAAGAAACAAGCUCUGGAUUGGUCAAAAUCGAAUGUGAGAGCAUUGUUGCCUCGGAAAAUGAGCUCCUUCAGCUAAUAACCACAGGCAGUAAACAGCGUCGCAUGGAUGGUCGGUCAAGCCGUUCCCAUGGAAUUUUUCGUAUGAUUAUGGAAUCCCACAAAUGUGAAGGUAUCGCGGACGAAGCUGCAAGGCAAAGCAUUCUGAAUCUGGUGGAUCUCGCUGGUUAUGAAAAAGAACAAGUGGGCGCCACAAAAAAGCGACAAAUAGAAAGGGAAUUUAUCAACAACAGCCUCCUCUCUCUUGAAAACGUUAUAAAAAAACUGGCGGAUUUGGAGUCUAAACAAAAGACCAGCAGCAUGCCAAGUUUUCGAGACUCUAAGCUCACGCGCAUCCUUCAGGAAUCGCUCUGCGGCAAUGCAGUAACUUCAUUUAUUGUCACGAUUAAUCCUUCCGUUUCAAACGAAACUCAGACCACUCUUGAGUUAGCUAAGAAAGCCAUGACUAUUAGCACCAGGCCUAUCUUCAAUAACGUUCCUUAUGAUGAUACGGAGUUGAAGCGAAUUGAAGGCGAAAUCGAGCAUUUAAAGAAACAGCUUAUUCAAGAGAAGCGCAAGAACAACAACCAAUCAAGAAUAUCUGAGCUGGAGCAUUUCAUUGAACAAAAAUCCUCAAAGAUUAUAUUCACCAACUCGCUGAUCGAGAAGCAGCAACAAAAGCGACGACGCAGUUCAUGGCCCGUUCAAAAUCGUGUACCUUUUCCCGAGGACACCCCACUACCUCGACUAACCAAGCCUUUACAGGUGCAGAAACCCAAACCUCCAGCCCCUUCUCGCAUACCAUUCCGGCGCCAUUCCACUGUCACAUCUUUGAGGAACAACUUGGCGUUGUCUGGUACAAAGGAUGCGGUGCAAAAACCCUCCAAAGUUGAAGACAAAAAGGCAAAAAACAAAACUAGGGAUGCGGUGCAAAAACCCUCGGAAGUUGACAGAAACUCAAAAAAAGAAUCGGAGGAUGCGGUGCAAAAACCCUCCGAAGUUGAUAGGCCCAAAUUCAAGCAUGAACCUAAGGAAGCGGGUCAAAUACCCUCUGAAGUUGAAAGAAUCCAAAUACCCUCUGAAGUUGAAAGAAUCCAAAUACCCUCUAAAGUUAAAGAAAAAAUGAAGAAGAAAGUACUUAUUGAUGCGGUGCCAAAACCAUUCGAAGGUGAAGAUGCAAAUAAAGAACAUAGGGAUGCGGUGCAAAUGCCCUCUAAAGAUGAAGAAAAACCCUCCGUUGGUGAAAAAACAAAAGCAAUGAAUGAACCUAAGGAAGCGGGUCAAAUACCCUCUGAAGUUGAAAGAAUCCAAAUACCCUCUAAAGUUAAAGAAAAAGUGAAGAAAGUACUUAUUGAUGCGGUGCCAAAACCAUUCGAAGGUGAAGAUGCAAAUAAAGAACAUAGGGAUGCGGUGCAAAUGCCCUCUAAAGAUGAAGAAAAACCCUCCGUUGGUGAAAAAACAAAAGCAAUGAAUGAACCUAAGGAAGCGGGUCAAAUACCCUCUGAAGUUGAAAGAAUCCAAAUACCCUCUAAAGUUGAAGAAAUGAAGAAGACGGUACUUAAUGAUGCGGUGCCAAAACCCUCCGAAGGUGAAGAUGCAAAUAAAGAACAUAAGGAUGCGGUGCAAAUGCCCUCUAAUGUUGAAGAUGCGGGGCCAAAAUCCUCCGAAGGUGAUGACCCAAAAUCCAAUAACGAACCAAAGGAAGCGGGUCAAAUACCCUCUGAAGUUGAAAGAAAGCAAAGACCCUCUGAACUUGAUACAAUUUUCACAAAAGUACUACUUACUUAUGCGGUGUCAAAAACCUCCGGAGGUAAAGAAAAAAACGCAAAUAUAGAACAAGUGGUGCAAAUACCCUCUAAAGUUGAAGAAAGCAACGAUGCGGUGCCAAAACCCUCUGCGGUUGAAGACAGAAAAAAGAAUGAACUGGAAGCCUCAACCGAUAGCGAUGCCCUUCUGGCCGAGAUCAAUACCCUGGCUGUGACGAAGGAGGAAUUCAAUCUGAGGAUACAAAGGCUUCAAGAUCAGUUCACGACGCUUCAGAAAACAUUCGAUAUGUUGCGGACUCAGAUCUCGGAGAAGGAUUCAACUAUAAAGAGUCUACUUUACCUCAAGCAAAUGUCACGCGAUGUGCUGCGUGAUAGCAAAGAGGAGGAACUGCGUUCUGUAUGCCCUGACCUCCAGUCGAGCUGUGAACGUAUCUGGAACAAUAGUCAGGACCUCUGGCGCCUGCUGUACCUUACCGACGACGAGGACAUGGAGGCGAUUCAAUGCGUAUGCGACAAGCUACGUGCCGAGAUUGCCGCCACUCGUUCGCAGCUGGAGAGUGUCCAGUCCGCUUAUGAUCAAUCCAGUUGCGAGGUGACUAAGGAAAGCGAGUAUUGCAAGCAACUCGAGCAGCUUCAGGGCCAGUACGACUCUUUAGAGAAUCAGUGGAUAAGCCAGCAAGGGGACAUAAAGAUUAUGCAAGAAGACUACGAAAAAAUCCAGACAAAAUAUGAAAAGCUUCUUCAAAAUUACGUCGAGACCAAUGCAUCUGAAAAACAAUGUCCUAAACUGCAGGCUGAGAAUGCGCAGAUUCUUAACGAGAUUGCAACGCUAAAGGAACGAAUGGAAAAUGCAAAGCUCCAACUAGAUCAAUCUUCAAGCUACGAAUCUCUUACGAAGGCGGAGAAUGGGAAGCUCAAAAAGCAACUGGCUAAAAUUCAAACGGAGAAUCACUCCCUGUCCACCCAGGUGAUGGACUAUUUGCAGGAGAACGACCGCCUGCAGAAACUUCUUGAUCAGAAUUCGAGUUGCGAUUUGAAGUUGGAGGAUGCUGAUCUAGCGAAGAACCAACACUCUAGGUGUAAGUUUUUCGAGCUGGCGGAUAAAAUCCUGCAAAUUGAACUCCAUACCGACUCGGAAUUCUGCUACCUCUUUACAUCUACUAAGCUAAAAGGAAGUCAGAGUACCGACCUUCUUCGCCUUAAGCUCUACUUGGAUUCAGCCAAAUUUAUCGAGGAUCAGUCAUGUGUUCAGGAUAGCACCGCUGCUACUAUUUUGAACGGCUUAAUACAGCAGCACAAAUACAACUUAGUCGGUUUGACCAAUAAGGAAAUUGAAGAAGAAACAAAAGAAGAGCGCCGCCUUUCGAAUACGGUUUCCAAACUUCUAAAGAAGCUUCUUAGCAAGGAUGAGUUGCUGGCAGAAACAUCGACAAACCUCAUUAACUUGCGAAAGCAGUUCCUAACUGAGUCGAACAAUGCGGUGUCAUCAAGGCAGAAGAUCGAGAGACAAAUAAGCCUGGAAAAGGACAAAUACAUAGAGAAACUUAAGACUGAGAUCGAGAAGCUGUCCAGCAGUGCCAGCCAGUUGGAGAAAUUGAAUUCCAGUCUAAACGAUCGCUUUAAUGUUCUGCAGAGCAAGGAGGACCAGGGCCGGAAACUACUCGGCAAAGUCCAAGACGAGCUACAGAAAACUAAAGUAGAACUUAGCACUAAGAAAGAGGAGGUUGAAGCCCUAACUGCUAACUACAAGACGGAACUAGAGACUGAGAGAGACGCUCAUAGGAAUAAGAUCUGUGAGCUCGAGGAAGAGAACAGACAUAUUUCUACAUCCCAUAUAAAUGAACUGGAAGAGUUCAAAAAACUUCUGCGCGUAAAACUAGAGAAAGCUCAGGCUGAUUAUUUAGAUGCGAUAGAAGUACGAAAUAAGUUGAAGGAAGCCGAAGCGGAGCGGGCAGUUCUGUUAGCCGGAAUGAACGAGAUGAACUCGUCCCUUGAGGAUAUGGUGAGCCAAAGGGACUCUGAGAGAGUAAGAGUUCUGGAGUUGGAGAAAUCGAAGGCUGACCUAGAUAUAUCACUAAAACACUUGACGAUAGAAAAACAUGAGCUUGACAUUUCUAACAAAAAAAGCCUAGAUCUUGUGGAGAAUUUGCAGCUACAACUAAAGAAACUUGGCGAUUCCAAAGAUGGGCUCCAGGCAAAGUAUGAAAAAGAGGAGCAGGAGAUAAUCGCCCUGCAGUCAAGGAUCAAGGAGAAAGAAGCUGCGCACUCAAUCACUUGGGAGAAGUUCUCCAAACUGAAAGCGGAGCAUGAAGAUUUAGUUGCCAAAAAAGACAGUGAAAAAAUUGCGCUUCAAGAGCAUGCCGAUACACUCGCGGCCAAGGUGGUGGAUUUAGAGAAAGAACUGAUUAAAGGCAAAGAGCUCCUUAGCACCCAAGAGGAACUGAAAUCUUCACUUUCUGAUGCUAAAAACCUGUGCACCGAACGAAAAGUACAGAUCGAGCAUUUGAAGAACCAACUAAAUUUGGCGGAUGGGGAAGCCCUCAAACAAAACCGUGAAAAAGAAAAGCUUCGCAAAGAUCUGGAUCUCGCUUUGGAAGAAAAGAAGUCGGCCGUUGCGAAAAAAGAGGAUAUUGAAAUGCAACUGGCGGAUCUAAAAAACAGAAUGUCUAGUCAGGCAUCAAAACAGGAGAAGCAGAUUUUAGAUUUAAACGGCUUCAUUAAAGAACUACAGUUGAAGAUAAAGUUCCUCCAUGAGCGUAAAGAAAAACUAGAGGCUGAUAUUGAGAAGAAUUCACAGAAUUCCCAAAAUCUGGAGGUCCAGCUGAGGGAAAAGCAAAAAGCGCUUGCUGCAUCAUGUGAAUCAUACUCGAAACUGCAAAAUGAGUUUAAGGCAAAAAUUAUUGAGAACGCUAAAACGAAUAUUGGCCUACAUGUGAAUAUUGAACUUGUUAAGAAGAAUCUUCUAAAAAUGACCGAAGAGCGUGAUGAAUUGCAGGCCAAACUUGAAACCAAAGCGAAUUGUGAGAUUAAGAUGAAGGGGCAGAUUCUCAAAUUGGAAAGGAAGUUAGAAACUAACAAAGCCAGAGAUAAAAGCCAUCGGCAGGCGGUUGCCCAAGCAACCAAGGAAAUCGAACAGCUCCGCAAUGAAAAGAAAAAAUUCCAGCAGCAUGACAUUGAAAAGAACUUGCUUAUCUCCAACUUGGAGUCACAACUGAUAACCAAUAAAUCUAAAUACAUAACAGAAUUAGAUCUUCGGGAUAAAACAAUUUCUAGUCUGUUGAUUGACAAUCGCGAUAAGGGCGAAGAAAUAUGCACGCUCAAAGAUAAGUUGGAAAAGUUAAAAAAGUUCCUGCCAGUUGCUCCAGGGAAUGGCUCAGAUCGCAACUCGGAAACAGAAUCAGGGGAGCGCCGAAAUAGACGAAUAAUGGAUUACGAUAACAAUCGUAGACAAUCGGGCUGGAGCAACCUUCCAGAUUCCGAAACUGCGACUGAUGCAGCAGAUAUGAAUGGGAAUGGCGAUGAAAGGGUGUCCCAAGAGGAUCAUCCGGUAGCGUUGUGUUUGCCGCGACUUCCUCAUUCAGAAAAUGAUACUCCAAAUGGAAAGUAGCGAUGCUUCCAAGAAUUUGGAGAUUAAUUCACUCAAGGAACAAUGCGAAUGUCAGCAAAACCAAAUGGCACAUCUUCAACAGAAAUAUGAGGU